Tachysurus vachellii is the source of this 1858-nucleotide messenger RNA. It is a transcript of the gene map6a, whose product is annotated as microtubule-associated protein 6a. The transcript has 5 exons. Gene Ontology annotation, biological process: cytoskeleton-dependent intracellular transport; regulation of microtubule cytoskeleton organization; microtubule cytoskeleton organization. The coding region runs from base 357 to 1715 and encodes 452 amino acids. The record is from RefSeq and is a predicted model, not a curated record. Gene Ontology annotation, molecular function: microtubule binding; calmodulin binding. Lineage: Eukaryota; Metazoa; Chordata; Actinopteri; Siluriformes; Bagridae. Gene Ontology annotation, cellular component: cis-Golgi network; Golgi-associated vesicle; microtubule.
GAUUUGAGGAAUCAGGGAACCGAAUCUUUUCUGUGACCGACUCCUAGCCCUGGCUGAGGAUGUGCACGAGCGCAGCAGGACGAGCGAAUGGAACUGUGAUGCGUUAAAAAACAAACAAAACUGAAGACCGUCGAUUUUCAUCCUCAUAAUCUUCUUCUUCAUCAUCGUCAUCAUCGUCAUCAUUAUCACUGAUUUUAAAAUAACAGCAUUUUUUAAGAAGAAAGAGGAAAAUAAAGGUAUAUAAAGCUGAUAUCCGCGAUCGAGACGCACGAUAUAGCGGAUUAAAUCUGUGACGUCACCGGGGACGACACACGUCCGAUCCCGUCUGCGCAUUAACACAUAGGCGCUAUUACAGCAUGGCGUGGCCGUGUAUCACCCGCGCGUGCUGCAUGGCCCGGUUCUGGUCUCAGAUGGACAAGGCCGACAUCGCGGUUCCGUUGGUUUUUACGAGCUACUCGGACGCGUGUGACGGGGUCCGGUCGCACCCGCAUCCCGGAGAAAGCGCGGUCGCCAUAGAAACGCAGCCUGGCGGCGAUGGGAGCGCGCAGGAGGUCGUCUCUAAAGGCCCGGGCGCGCCCAGGACCACCGGGUCCAGCGUCAUGCGCCAGGACUACAAAGCAUGGAAAGUGCAACGCGAACCGAGCUGCAAGCCCAAGCGCGAGUACCACGAACCGGAAGUGCCCUUUAACACCGAGACGCAGUACCAAAAGGACUAUAAGCCGUGGCCGCUCCCACGCAGGGAUCACCCGUGGAUCCCCAAAGCCAGCCGCGCGGAGCAGGACGGUGGCGUGGAGAAGGGCCAGAUCGCUGACAGGGUGCAGGAGAAGGAGAUCCUGAAGCGGAGGCAACCCAAGAAGAUGGAACACCAGACCGACAAGAAGAUGGAACACCAGACCGACAAGAAGAUGGAACACCAGACCGACAAGAAGAUGGAACACCAGACCACCGACAAGGGGUCUGAGGUCCAGCACGAGACGCAGAAGCUGGGAGGACGAGCGGCCGCAGACGCACUUAAUAGGCAGAUCAAAGACGAGGUCGGCGCCGGAAGCUCCUACAGCACGGAGUUUAAAGCGUACACAGACAUGAAACCGGUGAAACUCGUCCGCGCCAAAUUUCAGUACCAGCCCCCAGACGAUAAGACCAACCUGGAGACGAGCUACAGCUCCUCCUACAGGGGAGAGCAGGGCAAGCGUCAGCAGGGUGAUAACACGGCGCAGGAGAGGAGGAGAGUGCGCACGCUCUACAGUGAUCCCCAAAUGGAACCCAAUAAAAUGGACAGAUCGAGUGUCCCGCGCUCUAAGCCGAAAAAGACGCCAUCCUCUUCAUCCUCUCACGGUAAAGCAGCGAAGAAGCCGAAGGAGAAGCAGGCAGCGGCCGGGUCGGCACGCGGCUCCAAGAAGAAGAGCUCUGAGAACCAGCGGCCGAGCCACAAGGAGAAAAGUAAAGAGAUGAACAACAAACUGGCUGAGGCGAAAGAGCUGGUGCUGAAACAGCAGCACUACGUUCAGCUCUGUCAGCCAAUCAGAGAUAUCGGUUGGGUGCAGACGCUAAAGCAACACCUGUGGCGCUGCGCUCUACCUGACCCAAGUGAAUCAGACUCUGUGUUUGGUCGAGUCAGUGAUUUUUAUUCCUCUGGGACAUCUGGAGAAGAGCCGGAGCCACAGGAACCUCGCAGCAAAGCUGUAGUGCGCUUCGCCCCUGAUGUUAAAUACUGAGAGAAAAACAGACAGAUGUGUAAUGUUCAAUAAUAUUUAUUUUUAAAAGCCACAAACACACACACACAUACACACAAACACUCACACACACACACACAUACACACACACACACACACACUCACACUCACACACACACAUACAC